AUGUCUGACAAUACCAACAACUCUGGCUCUCCUUCUGUCCCCUCUGCUCAAGGUUCUCCUGCUCAACGUCAACCUGGUGACGAUACCAUUGAGCACACCAGGCAGCAAGUCCAGGCCAUCCACUUGGAUCAAGGUACGGAUGUCGGACACCAACCUCAACCUUCAAACCAUCAAGAGGAUAUUGCCAUGAUGGAUGCUAUGCCAUUGCGAUCCUCUCCUGUUCCUGCUUUGGCUAACCAUGCUCCCAAUGAUGGUGGUGAAUCCUCAUCUCAAGUUACUUCUCAUUUGUCUGCGUCGACAUCAUGUUCAUCAGGUAAUGCAUCCUCCUCUGCUGCUGGUUCUAGCACGUUGAAUUCCAUCAAGAAAUUGGUCUGGCGUCGGGAUUCGUUUGUACGUCUGUUGCUGGACAUGGUCGAGGGAACUGAUAUGAACAAUGAGCACGGUCAAAAGCAUAUUGAAGAUAUGCGAUCCAAGAUUGAGGACCUGAAUCGUCUGAUCUCCACUGUCAAACACUCAGCCAAGCUAUCCGAAUCUAAUGUCACCGCAUCACUCACUGGUGACAAUGAGGGCAUCUCAUUGUCCAAGCAAGACCUACCUAAAUUCCAACUUCGUUCGCAUGCCACCAAGUACUUUCCCAACGAAAUCUCCUAUGAUUCGAUUCAUCAUUUUCUGCGCUCCUUUGAGAAGUUAAAUCAAGAAUUACUGAUUGCUGAAACAUGGGUUGCCGCCAAGGAAAAGUUCACAUCAAAAUUCAGUAAUGCUGCUCUGCGUCUAGAUGCUCGCCGGGAGGUGCAAAUGGCUACUAUGAGACAUGGUAAAACUAUGGAGGAGCACUACAACCGUUUCGCUCGGGCUCUGAUGGAGGCAGGCUACUCAUCUGAAGAUACCACUCUUGGCGAUACAUUCUUGCUCGGUUUUCCUAAAGAAUGGCAGAUACAAAUCCACGCUGUUCUCUGUGUUCACUUUCCUGGAUGCUCUAACUUCACCGCCAGCCAAAUUGUUACCUGUGCCAUGAACGUGCUCAACAGCGAAAAGUGUCCUGUAUCGUUUGUUAACGCAAAGAAACAUGGUGUUUCUCGUGCUUCGUCCUCCUCAUCCGGUUCAUCUGGAUUCUCUUCCUCUGCUCCCCGUUACUACUGCUCAAACCAUGAAGGCUCUCAGGCCAGACAUCAUGAGAAGGAUUGUCGUCUGAACAAAGGUGGUUCUUCAUCAAGACGUGUAGUUGAAAAGGCAAAUGUACCCAAGAAGGCCAGCGGAAACACUUUCUGCAAGUGGUGUGGCAAAACUUGGUUCCACGGUCACUCUUGCCCUGAGUACCAAGCUAUGAAGGGUUCGUUCAAGGUGUUGAGCGUGAGAAGAGAAAAUAGCGGUCAUCGACCCUAUGCAACUGGCUCCAGUAGUCAGAAACAAAAGCGUCAUUCCCGUAAUGGCAAAGGCAAGCAAGAGGACUUCGGGUCCAGCGAAAGUGACCUCUUCCGCGAGGCUAUGGAAAAGAAUGUGGAUCCUGGUUCAGAUGUUAGCAUCAUUAACAAAUCCGUUUUGAAUAAAAAAUUCUCUACCAUCAAAAAUAUCAAAGCAUUGGGUGGUUAUUUAACCUUUUUGAGCAUGAACAAAGAUGGUAGUGCAUCUAAAGCUGAACGCAUUGGAAGCACCGAACCCAUCAAAGUAACUUAUAUGAAUGGAAUCACAUUUGAACACUCCUUUGAAAUCAUUGACUUCAAUGAUUCCAUGGCUGAAGAGUUUGAUGUACUCCUAGGAGUCGACAUCUUGCCUCGCCUCAACAUCUAUCUUAGUGGAGUAGCUCAUUGCUUUCCUGACACCGAAAACGAAAUUGCUCAAUUCAAGAAUAUAAACUAUGACACUGAAAACGUCUAUAAUCCAGAAAAUGCUGAUUAUGGUACUUCUCAGAAACGUCAAAUCCUUCUACAACAGAUCGAACAAUCUCUGAAUGCCAACAAGAACAUCCCUGCUGACGCAGUAUGUUCCAUGCCUGAAAGUGUAGUGCAUGUUCCUAUAUCCAAUCCCAAGGAUUGCUUCAUUCGCCAGUAUCCAUUAUCCAUCAACUCGCAUGCCGAGAUUGACAAACAAAUCAAAGAAUGGCUUCAAAAUAAGAUUGUUGAACGCUGCAAACCCUCAUCAGUGUUCCAUUCACCUCUGAUUACGGUGACAAAGAAGGAUGAGAACGAUCAACCCACCAAAUUGAGAGUGUGUUGUGAUCUUCUUCGCAUCAAUGCGUCCAUUGAUGACAAUUACCAUGAAAAUUAUGCGGUUCCCAAGAUUCACGAAAUCUUUGAACGAGUGUCCUCUAGCGCACGCAUAAUAAGUAAAAUUGACUUACACCAAGCAUACUAUUCGUAUGGUGUGCAUGAAGCAUCUCGCAAUGCCCUUAUAUUCUCGCAUAAUGGCAUUUUUUACAGAUGGUGUAGGGCCCCUUUUGGCCUAAAAUUUAUGAGCUCUCUGUUCGUAAAAUGCCUGUCAAUUUUAUUCACUGGUUUAUCCGACGAACUGAAAUUCGAAAUGGAAAAGAACAUGGAUCCUUCCCAAGUUGAUCCAACCAAAGUAUGGGGUGGCAUCGAACACUACAUAGAUGACUGUGUCCUGCAUAGUAUAUGUGAGAAAAGCCACAUCAAGCUUAUCAAUCUUGCCGUUAAUCGCUUGACAUCCGUCAACCUGCGCAUCAAUGUGAAAAAAUGUUCAUGGUUCCAGACAUCAGUCUUUUUACUAGGCUUUGUGGUUGGACCUGGCAUACAAAAGAUUGAUAUGCGUCGUUUAUCUGACAUAGACGAAUGGCCCAUUCCCAAAACUGCAAAACAAGUUCGCUCGCUUAUGGGUGUCGUUUCCCAUCUGCGAAACUUUUGUCCCAUGCUGUCCAAGGUUGCUGAGCCCAUCGAUAGUCUUCGAAAUGACAGUGACGUAAAAAAGAAUUGGACACAAUUGCAUACUGAUCGGUUCAAUACCAUCAAGCAAAUACUGCUCUCAAACCAAAUACUGCAUUUUCCAGUGUUGGACGACAAAAUGUUCCUCCAAUGCGAUGCUAGUCUCUAUGGCAUCGCUGCCUGUCUUUAUCAAAAGGAUAAACUGGGUAGAAUCAAGCACAUUGCAUUUGUUAGCAGAUCUCUCAAUUCAGCUGAGCGCAACUGGUCUACAAACCGUAGAGAGUGUGCCGCUGUUGUCUUUGGAUUCAUCAAAUUUAGAUCGCUACUGUGGGGUCAUAAUGAUAUCGAGGUCCUGACCGAUCAUUUGGCAUUGACCUACAUGUUCACAUCUACUUCACUAAACAGUACGCUCCAGAGCUACUUGGAAAUCUUGGGAGAAUUUCACUUCACAAUUUCACAUGUGAAAGGCAUUGAAAAUGUUCUCUGUGAUGCUCUUUCAAGGGUAUAUCCAAUAAUUGAUGAAGACAAAUGGCUGGAAGAUGAAAAUGAUCGACAGAUGAGAAAACUGCAUAAGCUCAUUCUGAUCAAAAGGGACACCAACAAAAAGAUUGAAGUAAACCGUCAACGCACAGUCUAUUCUCAGGACCGCAAUCUCAACGUACUUGCUGUGAAACUAAAUAGCAAAGAAUUCCAGAAUUCUACAACGGAUUACAUUGCUCCUCCAGAAGCAGAUCGGGCUCAAAUCAUCAAAGAUGCACAUAAAAUAGGCCAUUUUGGCAUUGAGUCUGUGGUUCAACAUAUCCACACGUAUUUGGGUUUACAUUGGAACACCAUCUACGCUGAUUGCAAGGAAAUACUGAAAGCAUGUCCUGAAUGUGCAAGGCAUAACGUCACUCGUCGAGGUUUCAACCCUGCUAAAAGCAUCGUCAGCUUUGAUGCCUUUGAUCACAUUGCUAUGGAUAUCUUAGGUCCUAUGUCGAUCACCGAUAAGGGAAAUGUUUAUGUGCUGGUUGUGAUUGAUCUCUGUACUCGCUACAUUAUAGCUCGUCCAAUUCCUAACAAAAAUGGCGCUACAGUCGCUCAAGCCAUACUAUCCAUCUAUGGUGACUAUGGUGUUGCUGUUAGCAUCCAACAAGCUGACAACGGCAAGGAAUUUAAAUCCAAUCUCAUGGAUCACUUCACAAAAACGCUUGGCAUCAAGCAGCGACAUUCUCUUCCUUACUACAAACAAUCCAAUGGUAGUGCUGAGAACGCUAUCAAACAAUUCGAGCAUACGCUACGCAAAAUGUGUGGUAAUGACACGCAUAACUGGGAUGAUCGCGUACCCAUCGUCCAACUUGCACUCAACAUGAAAGUCAAAGAGCGUACUGCCAGUACCCCAUUCAGUCUCAUGUUUGCUCGUCAAGUUAACGUCAAUCCCAAUCCAAAUAAACUCAACCUCAAUGGACGUCCUGCACUAUCCAUUCAAGAGCUCCAACAGCGUAUCGAACACAUGAAUACCAUCGUGUUUCCUGCUCUCCAAGAGCGUACACAACGGCUUGCUAAGGAAUACAAUAAGCGUAUGGAUAAACGUCGAUACAUCCUACCUGAACUAGUCUUUGACUCUCCUGUCAUGGUCCGCCUUGAAGAAGGUCGUUCAUCCAAACUCGCGCCUCUCUAUGCUGGCCCAUAUAUCGUUGUCAAGCGUACCCAAGCUGGCAAUUACAUUCUAAAACACGAAACCAAUUCUCUCAUGCACCGUGAAUAUACUCCUUCUGAACUCAAACCUGUCAACAUUGAUGAAACUACCAUUGAAGACGAAAUCUUUGAAGUUGAGAACAUUCGCGAUCAUCGCUAA
This is a messenger RNA of Mucor velutinosus, 4713 nucleotides long. It is a transcript of the gene CAR1, whose product is annotated as Arginase, catabolizes arginine to ornithine and urea. Gene Ontology annotation, biological process: DNA integration. Bases 1 to 4713 code for a protein of 1570 amino acids. NCBI's taxonomy places the organism in Eukaryota, Fungi, Mucoromycota, Mucoromycetes, Mucorales, Mucoraceae. The transcript has 3 exons. The record is from RefSeq and is a predicted model, not a curated record. Gene Ontology annotation, molecular function: nucleic acid binding.